AUGGCGUGGGCGGAGCGGCGCACUUCAACGGAGCACACGGCGUCGCCAUCAGCCCGGAUGGCAGCACCCAAUAGUGACAGACUGCGGCAACACAAGAUCCGGUGGGUGGCGGUGGUGACGGACGGCGUGGGCGAUGGGGCGCGAUUCGACGGCCCGAGGGGCAUCGCAAUCAGCCCGGACGGCAGCGUGCUGCUUGUGGCCGACAUGUUUAACCACAAGAUGCGUCGGGCGGAGGUGGCGACUGGUGCUGUGACUACGCUCGCGGGCAGCGGCGAAAAAGGGGAGGCGCAUGGUGUGGGCGAUGCGGUGCAAUUCCACUUCCCACACAGCCUCGCCAUCAGCCCGGACGGCAGUGCGCCGCUGUCUGUGACAGAAUCCAUCAACGACAAGAUCCGGCGGGUUGAGGUGGCGACGGGCGCGGUGACUACGCUCGCGGGUUGCGGUGCCUGCGGCAGCGUUGAUGGCCUGCUGCAAGCGGCCCAAACGACGAGCCAGCGCCAUACCUGGCCGACCAAAAGCUGGCUCAGCCGCCUCCCGGUUCGGGCGCGCUUCAACGGCGUCACAGGCUGCGCUCGCGCUGCCGGAAAAUACGGGACCUGA
Emiliania huxleyi CCMP1516 is the source of this 600-nucleotide messenger RNA. RefSeq lists its product as hypothetical. The record is from RefSeq and is a predicted model, not a curated record. The coding region runs from base 1 to 600 and encodes 199 amino acids. NCBI's taxonomy places the organism in Eukaryota, Haptophyta, Isochrysidales, Noelaerhabdaceae. The transcript has 3 exons.